CGGCCAUUUUGUGUCUCCUGAAGACAGCUGUGAAGAUGCCAGUCACCAGUGAGCAACAGAAGCGGAUGCAGAAAUUCAAAAACAGAGGCAAAAACCUUCUAGUAAGUAUGGGGAAUCUUACCAGGACUGAGAAACGAGUCUCUAGCUAGGCCGGCUGAUGGAUUAGGAAGCAGCAGGGCAUGUGCAGUAAAGGAAGCAGAGCAGAAAUGCAAACUUGUGCUUUGCACAUGGAAUCUGCAGACCGGGAAUCUCCAUAUAAUUGAGACAGUAGGAACUGCAACAGAAUGUUGCAGCAUAGUGUUCAAGUUGGUGCUAGAAUUACUGGUAGGGGCUUGAUUCCCCCCUCCCUCUUCAAAACAGUUGGAGGCCCCUCCCUAGAUUAGACUGCUGAGAUGAAGGCCCUACAAUGCGUACACCUGAGACUUGGCCCUGUCAUCACGGCCACCCCAAGACUGUAACACUUACUUUUGUUUUUUUUAGCAAUACUUGACUGUCUCCCUUUCUAGGAAAUGCGAAGGCAAAGAGUGGAAACGGAAGUUGAACUUCGCAAGGCGAGGAAGGACCUGCAGAUCUUGAAGCGGAGGAACAUCAGUGUCAGCACAGAAGAUGACCUCACACCAGAGAAGAACCAGGUAUGCACACAGAAUCAUGGAAUUGUAGAGUUGGAAGGGACCCUGAGGGUCAUCUAGUCCAACCCCUGAAAUGCAGGAAUCUCAGCUAAAGCAUCCAUGACAGAUGGCCAUCCAACCUCUGCUUAAAAACUUCCAAGGAAGGAGAGGCCACCACCUCCCAAUAGAAUCCAUUCCACUCUCAAACAGCUCUUACUGUCAGAAAGUUUUUCUGUAUGUUUCAUUGGAAUCUUGUUUCUUGUCACUUGAAGCCAUGGGUUCGAGUCCUACCCUCCAGAGCAGGAGAAAACAAGCUUGCUCCAUGUGACAGCCCUUGAGAUAUCUGAAGAUGGCUAUCAUAUCUCCUCUCAACUGAGAGGAAGUAUAUUCUGAGAGGAGUGGCUAACUUGUGGCACAGCAGAUAUAGUUGGACUCAAACUCCCAUCAGCCUCAGCCAGCAUGGCCAAGGAUGAUGGGAGUCAUAGUCCAACACAUCUGGACUGGAAGGCCACUGGUUAGCCUACCUGCUCUAUAGCAGCAGCCUUCAGAAUUUCCAGAUGUGACCUCCGACUUUGGUCUAAAUAGGUAAUAGGAGACCCACUACCGUAUAUUUGUAUGGUGAUGGGGCUGCUGCUGCAACCCACUUUAAUGAUAAUAAUAAUUUUAUUAUUUAUACCCUGCCCAUCUGGCUGGGUUUACACAACCACUUUAGAUCAGGAUGCAACCCAGUUGUUGUUGUCGUUCCUGGCCAGAGCAACCAAAAUGAUCAAGGGGGUGGAGCUACUUCCCUUAGGAGAAAAGCUUGUAGCAGUUGUGACUGAUCCUUCUAGAGAAAAGGCAAGUCAGAAGCACCUCGACAGAAGUUUAUGGUAAGGUAAAGGUAAAGGACCUCUGCAUGGUUAAGUCCAGUCAAAGGCGACUAUGGGGUUGCGGCGCUCAUCUCGCUUUCAGGCCAAGGGAGCUGGCGUUUGUCCGCAGACAGCUUUCCGGCUCAUGUGGCCAGCAGGACUAAACUGCUUCUGGUGCAACAGGACACCGUGACGGAAGCCAGAAGCACAGAAACGCCGUUUACCUUCCCGUCGCAGCGGUACCUAUUUAUCUACUUGCACUUUGACGUGCUUUCGAAUUGCUAGGUUGGCAGGAGCAGGGACCAAGCAACGGGAGCUCACCCCAUCAUGGGGAUUCAAACCACCAACCUUACGAUCAGCAAGCCCAAGAGGCUCAGUGGUUUAGACCACAGCGCCACCCGCGCCUGAACGCGAGAUGAGCGCCGCAACCCCAAAGUCUUUAGAAGUUUAUGGAACCAUGCAUGAAAUGGAGAAAGUUGACUGAGGAGGUUUUUCUCCCCCUCGUAACUUUAGAAUUGGUGAGCCUCCGAAAAAGCUGGAGGGCUGAGAACAGAUAAAAGAUGGGACUUCUUCAUGCAACUCAUGAUUGAACUAUGGAACUCGCUGUCGUAAAGUAGUGAUCCUGUGAUCAAGUAUUGCUGGGUGGGGCCCCUCAGGCAGGGAGCAACUCCCUCGGCCAGUAAAGUGAGAUGAGUGCCGCAACCCCAGAGUUGACCACGACUGGACCUAACAGUCAGGGGUCCCUUUACCUUUAGCUGAUACCAGAGAAGAAGCCAAUAGAGCCUGGUAACCCAUUUUGGUGCCUGUGUGUGAUUGAUUAGUAGCUUGGAGGGAGAACUCUGGAAAGCGACCCCCUCCUUGACACUUAGAUGGCUUUAUAAGAGGAUUGGGCAAAUCCCUGGAGGAGAAGGUUGUCCAUGACAACUAGUUACAACAGAUUCCAACCUACCCAAGUUACCAUGGCUAGUGUGGUGUAGUGGUUAAGAGCGGUAGUCUCGUAAUCUGGUGAACCGGGUUCGAUUCCCCGCUCCUCCACAUGCAGCUGCUGGGUGACCUUGGGCCAGUCACACUUCUCUGAAGUCUCUCAGCCUCACUCACCUCACAGAGUGUUUGUUGUGGGGGAGGAAGGGAAAAGGAGAAUGUUAGCCGCUUUGAGACUCCUUCGGGUAGUGAUAAAGUGGGAUAUCAAAUCCAAGCUCCUCCUCUUCUUCUUCUUCUUCUUCUUCUUCUUCUUCUUCUUCUUCUUCUAUGCCCCAAGUGACCAUGUCUUGCUUGCUGGCUUUCCAUUGAGACAUCUGGUUGGCUACUUUGAGAACAAGAUGCUGGACCAUUGGCCGGAUUCAGUAGGCUGGUCUUGUGGUCUUUGUCAUGCCUGAUUCAUAAUUCCCUUCUUCCCUAACCCAGGUUGCUCAAAUUCCUUUGGAGGAAAUAGUCGAGGUGCUGAAAUCAGACGAUCAACAUCUUCUUCUCAAGGCAACCAUGUCCAUCAGGUACGUGAAGGCAAAGCUGAUUCUUCUAACACCGCUUUCCCAAUUCCAGUGCCCUUUGGAAUAUUGUUGGGACUACACCUCCCAGCCAGCAAGGCAUGAUGGGAGUUGUGGUCCAGCAACAUCUGGAGGACCACAGGUGAGCUGCCACUGUUUUAAGCUCUUCCCUAGUACCUCUGCUGGGAUUGCUAAGCCUUCUGAAAUAUCUUGGAUGGCAAGGCAGGGCAAAGGUUUUCUUGCCACAGCUGCAGAGUCCCAGUCUGUUCUGCUACCCAGCAGAACCGAACGAAGCUUACAGAUGAGCUGAGAUGUAAUAAGGGAGAGAUGGAAGGAAGUCGAAAUCGCAAAGGAAGGCUUCAAGAUUACCUUAGAAGAUUGGAGAACUGAGCCCCAACUAACAAAAUGAAUUUUGAUAGAGACAAAUGUCAGGUUCUGCACUUAGGUAGGAAGAAUCAGAUGCACAAAUGUAAGAUGGGAGACACCUGACUUGCCAGUAGUACAUGUGAAAAGGGUCUAGUGGGUCUUAGUAGACACCAAGCUUAACAUGAGUCAACAGGGUGAUGCAGCAGCAAAAAAGUUAAUACUAUUCCAGGUUGCAUCACCAGAAGUAUAUAGUCCAGAUCAAAAGAAGUCAAAGGUACAGGUAAGGGAACCCCUGACCACAACAAAGAAGUCAUAGUACUGCUCUAUUCUGCCUUCAUCAAACCACACACCUGGAGUCCUGUGUCCAGUUCUGGGAGCCACAAUUUGGGAAGGAUGUUGACAAGCUGCAGAGGAGAGUGAUUAAGAUGAUCAAGGGUCUGGAAACUAAGCCUUAGGAGGAGCAGUUGAGAUAGUUGGGCAUGUUUAGCUUGGAUAGGAGGAGACUAUAUUUAAAGGGUUGUCACAUGGAAGACGGAGCAAGCUUGUUUUAUCCUGUUCUGGCGGGUAGGACCUGGACCAACAGAAUCAAGGGAAAUUACCUCACUGCAUUUGAAGUCGCCAAUGUAUAUUGUUUCUGCAACAGUGUGCGGCCUCAGCUUGAAAUCCUGUAUAUGUAGACUUUGUAUUCCCUGACCUUUGAAUCUGUCGUGGUUCUACUGGCAUUGCAAAAUCAGGAGCAGUAGAAGUUAACUGGGAGUGCCCUGGUAGCUCUCUGGGAGAGCAACAAAGGUUUCUGAUGCUGAGUUGUUUACCAAUAGCUACAAUUGAAAAGCUUUCCUCUCUCCCCCUCCCCAAAUUAAAUUGCUGCAGAAACAAUGAAAGGGAAAACCAGAAGUGGAAUUUAGUGUGGACGGAUUGAUGGACUUCUUUUUGGUGCUGAUUACAAAAUUACUGGGCUGAGCUUGUGUUGGCCUUACGGAGGCACUCUGUUCAGCCAGCUACUAUUUUGCUCAUGGUUCUGGUUGCCGGAUAUUGGGACUUCAGGUUUGUUUGUCUUUAAAAAGUGUGUCCUGCAAGCCUGAAGUCAGCCGACCUGUGCUAAAUAGUUGAUUAAGGCUCUCAUCCAUCUCCCCAUCCACAGGAAACUACUCUCUCAACAUAAGAACCCUCCCAUUGACCAAGUCGUUGAAGCUGGAGUCAUUCCUAAACUCGUGGACUUUUUGUAUCAUCACGACGCUCCAAGCUUGCAGCUAGAGGCUGCUUGGGCGCUCACUAACAUUGCUUCUGGGACACCUGAGCAGACCAGAGCGGUAGUGGAGGCCAAUGCUGUGCAAGGCUUGAUAGUCAUCUUGUCUUCUCCAAAGAUGCAUAUCUGUGAGCAGGCUGUGUGGGCCUUGGGGAACAUAGCAGGUAAGUGGCGGUGCUUUUGGAUUUCCAAGAUGGCAGCCAGUGAACUGCUGGGUCUUGGUCAGUGAGAGCCAAACCGUCAACAUUUGGGGGAGCCAACAAGUAGUAGACCAUCAACAUGCCAGGCUAGAUCAGUCAUAAAGGCAGGCAAUCCCAGUUCAAGGGGCGCUUGCCCAUGCUGGAACCCAGUUCUCUUGUGACUGGUUCCCAACACAGGGUGCCCAGAACAUUCUAGGGUCCACACGUAACUUCAUGUGGAGACUUCUUGGUCCAUCCUGCCUGGGCAGCAGAUAACCUUAUGGCUUUCCCAGGUGCACAAUGAAGUGAACUAGGGGAGGGUUGCAAUUCUUGUUAUUUAUUUGAUUUGUAUACCGCAGGUUGCCGGGUAGUGGUUCACAACAUAAAAAUACAAAAUGAGAACACAAAAUAAAUAACACAAACUAAUAAUGCCCCUUCCACAAACACAUUUAAAAGGCCAUAGAAUGUCCCAUAUUGGGGGGGGGGAAUUGUGUUCAUUUAAAAAUACUGGUAGCAUUAUGAUAAAUUCAACAGUGUAAAUAAGUUUUGAUCGAUGUAAUAAGGUGAAAAAGGUAAAGAUAAAGGACCCCCGGAUGGUUAAGCCCAGUCAAAGGCGACUAUGGGAUGGUGGCGCUCAUCUUGCUUUCAGGCCGAGGGAGCCGGUGUUUGUCCACAGGGACUGAGCAACGGGAGCUCACUCUGUCGCGGGGAUUUGAACCGCCGACCUUCCGAUCGGCAAGCCCAGGAGGCUCUGUGGUGGAUUGUUGAAUGGUGUAAAGGGUAAAGGGACCCCUGCCCAUUAGGUCCAGUUGUGGCUGACUCUGGGGUUGCGGCGUUCAUCUCGCUUUACUGGCCGGGGGAGCCGGAGUACAGCUUCCGGGUCAUGUGGCCAGCAUGACUAAGCCGCUUCUGGUGAACCAGAGCAGCGCACAGAAACGCCGUUUACCUUCCCGCUGGAGCGGUACCUAUUUAUCUACUUGCACUUUGACGUGCUUUCAAACUGCUAGGUUGGGAGGAGCAGGGACCAAACAACGGGAGCUCACCCCUUCUUGGGGAUUUGAACCACCGACCUUCUGAUCGGCAAGCCCAAGAGGCUCAGUGGUUUAACCCACAGCGCCACCCGCGUCUGUUGAAUGCUAUAGUUCAUGUAAAAUAUCCAGGGAUGUAUGGUAUGCAAAGUGAACCACCGAAAGAGAAGAAGGGAAGUCAUUGGUUUAAAAUUAUUUAAAUGAAUAUUUUGAAAUGUCAUUUAGAAUAUAUAUAUAUAUAUAUAUAUAUAUAUAUAGCCAUAGAAUAUGUCAAUCCACCAGAGGCCUGGUUAUAGAGAAACGUUUUCACCCUAAAGGUUUGUAGUGAAGGUACCAGGCGAGCCUCCCUGGGGAGAACAUUCGACAAGCGGGGAGCCACCAUGGAAAAGGUGCAUUGACUCUGGCGCCACCUGCUGUUGGUCUUCCUCCUCUCUGUCCCAUCAGUGCCAAAGGAAACCAGCCGCCACGGAUGGUUCAGGGAGAGAUGACCGUGUUUCGCUAUUUUCACCCACCCGGAGAGUAACUACCAUUUCCAAUGCUUUAUCCUACGUAGGUGACGGCCCACAGUAUAGAGAUGUGCUGAUCAGCUUCAAUGUAAUCCCUCCCCUCCUGUCCUUGGUGACACCUUGCACUCCGGUAUGUUUCUGCUUCCGUCUGGAUAGAUAGAUAGAUAGAUAGAUAGAUAGAUAGAUAGAUAGAUAGAUAGAUAUGGCUCUCUGGAGCUGAGAAGACCGGUUAAUCCAUGGGUAGGCAAACUAAGGCCCGGUGGCCAGAUCCAGCUCAAUCGCCUUCUAAAUCAAGCUUGCGGACUGUCCGGGAAUCAGUGUGUUUUUACAUGAGUAGAAUGUGUGCUUUUAUUUAAAAUGCAUCUCUGGGUUAUUUGUGGGGCAUAGGAAUUUGUUCUCCUCUCCCCCCAAAAAUAUAGUCCGGCCCCCCACAAGGUCUGAGGGACAGUGGACUGGCCCCCUGCUGAAAAAGUUUGCUGACUUCUGGGUUAAUCCCUUGAGAUAACCAGUUAAUCCCUUGACCUAUGCAGCUGAUGAAUAGAAGAGGAUAGGCUUGAAUUAGUGGGAGAGACCUGAAUGAAAUCAACCCACUGCACCCUUGACUUGGCAAAUCAUGAUCUCCCUCUGGAACAGAGUUCGUCUGCUAAGUCUGUCAUUCAAGAACUGGCUGGAUACAGCCAUUGGUAGCUAAUGGGAAUACAAGAGCUCAAGAGCUGGGUGCAAGACAUUGCAGUUUCUAGAACUAUUGCUCAGUAGGCCAGGGAUGGGAAGCCUUUAACCCUCCAGAUCCUGCUGUAUUCCCACUCCCAACAUCCCCAGCUAGCUUGACCAGCAGUCAGGGAUGAUGUAAUCUGUAGUCUAACAACCUCUGGAAGACCAGAGUUGAACCAAUUCUUGUUCUAAGGCUUGUUCUAUUCCUUGAGCUUAUCCAUGGCCCUGGAGUUCUGUUUCCCCACUCUGGUUUCAGCCAAUGGUUUCCUUGGACAUGAUUCUGAUUUUCCAGGUUGGGUUCCUGCGCAACAUCACAUGGACGCUGUCCAACCUCUGCAGAGGCAAAAACCCGUAUCCUCCCAUGGGAGCUGUGCAGCAGAUGCUCCCCAUGCUCAUGAACCUUCUGCAGUACGACGACGAGGGCAUCCUUGCAGACGCCAGCUGGGCUUUCUCUUACCUGACGGACGGCUCCAAUGACCGCAUCCAUGUGGUGGUGGAGGUUGGGGUGCUGCCGCGGCUGGUGCAGCUCUUGGCCUACGCAGACCUGCCAAUCCUGGUAAGUAAAGGUAAAAAAAGGUAAGGUAAAGGACCCCUGGAGGGAUGCGGGUGGCGCUGUGGUCUAAACCACAGAGCCUAGGACUUUCCGAUCAGAAGGUCGGCUUUUCGAAUCCCCGGAACGGGGUGAGCUCCCGUUGCUCGGUCCCUGCUCCUGCCAACCUAGCAGUUCGAAAGCACGCCAGUGCAAGUAGAUAAAUAGGUACCGCUCCAGCGGGAAGGUAAAUGGUGUUUCCGUGCGCUGCUCUGGUUCGCCAGAAGCGUCUUAGUCAUGCUGGCCACAUGACCCAGAAGCUCUCUCGGCCAACAAAGUGAGAUGAGCACCGCAACCCCAGAGUCGUCCACGACUGGACCUAAUGGUCAGGGGUCCCUUUACCUUUUUAAAGGGCCCCUGGACGGUUAAGUCCAGUCAAAGGCGACUAUGGGGUUGCAGCGCUCAUCUUGCUUUACAGGCCAAAGGAGCCAGCGUUUGUCCACAGACAGCUUUCCGGGUCACGUGGCCAGCAGGACUAAACCGCUACUGGCGCACCGUGAUGGAAACCAGAGUGCACAGAAAUGCUGUUUACCUUCCUGCUGCAGUAGUAACUGUUUAUCUACUUGCACUGGCGUGCUUUCGAACUGCUAGGUUGGCAGGAGCUGGGAUAAAGCAAUGGGAGCUCACCCUGUUGUGAGGAUUCGAACCACCGACCUUCUAAUUGGCAAGCACUAGAUGCUCAGUGGUUUAGACCACAGCGCCACCUGCGUAAGAGGCGUUUAGGAAAAGCAGUGCCACAUAGUCUUGCUGGCUACUGCUAAAUAUAUUUCUCCCUUUCCCUCGAUGGCACAGGUCAUCUGUUGGGAUGGGCCAGAAAUUCAGUUCAGCUCACAUCCCAACAACACGAGAACAGAAACACAGCCUUGCUUUGAAACCUGCACUUCUCUGAAUUUUACAAUGCAGGUCUCCGGCCAAAUAACGAGUACAAUAAUGCAAAUAUUGGGGUAUUAAGAUGCAAAUAUUUCUUACGAUAAUGCAUCACAGUGUUUCUGAAGCUUGGGUCGCCAGCUGUUGCUAUGCUACAACUCCCAUCAUCCCUAGCUAGCAGGACCCAGUGAUCAGGGAUGAUGGGAGUUGUAGUCCAACAACACCUGGUGACACAAGUUGAGAAACACUGUAUUGUUUUGUAUGCGUAACACACAAAAUAUAUUGCACUGGGGGAAAUAGCCUGCAAAAGCAUGUCAAUCGAGAGAACUUAGCACUAAGAUGUGGGUGAAUUUUUUAUUUUUUUAUUUUUAUAUACAUUUUUAUUGGUUUUUUAACAUAUCAUUUUCAACAAUCCUUUAACAUAGCUUCUUAUCUUAUACAAUAUUUUAGACUUCCAUCAACAACCUCUGAUGAUUUCCCAUUCUUUAUCACUUAUUCUUCAUUUCUUAACUUCUCUAUUACUCUUAAUUAUCAUUAACUGAUAAUUCUCUUCAUAGUCUUUCUUGCAAUAUUUCAAAUAGUCCUCCUUACAGAACUUCCUACUAGCGUAAUCUGUUCAUUACAAUUGCUUUUCAAAUAAUUCAUAUAUUUGUGGGUGAAUUUUUUAAGGAAAAAUAAUUCACAAAUAGGGACGCGGGUGGCGCUGUGGGUAAAACCUCAGUGCCUAGGACUUGCCAAUCGUAUGGUCGGCGGUUCGAAUCCCCGCGGCGGAGUGAGCUCCCGUCUUUCGGUCCCAGCUCCUGCCCACCUAGCAGUUCAAAAGCACCCUUAAGUGCAAGUAGAUAAAUAGGUACCGCUUUAUAGCGGGAAGGUAAACGGUGUUUCCGUGCGCUGCGCUGGUGCUGGCUCGCCAGAACAGCUUCGUCACGCUAGCCACGUGACCCGGAAGUGUCUCUGGACAGCGCUGGCCCCCGGCCUCUUAAGUGAGAUGGGCGCACAACCCUAGAGUCGGACACGACUGGCCCGCACGGGCAGGGGUACCUUUACCUUUACCUAAUUCACAAAUGCAUGUGGAGAAGAUUGGAAAAAUGAGAGCUUGAGAGGAACUUGCAUGCACAAAUCCAUCCAACCAUCCCUGUAUUUGUGAGUUAUGCUCAGAAUACUGGUGGCGUCUCCAGCACUCCUGGUUAAUCUAUACUUUUUCUGCAUUUUGUUUUUUGUUUCAGACUCCAGCUCUCCGCACUCUGGGCAACAUCGUCACUGGCACAGACGAGCAGACGCAGAUGGCCAUCGACGCUGGUGUGCUGUCUGUCUUGCCACACCUCCUGCACCACCCUAAGCCAUCCAUACAGAAGGAGGCCGCCUGGGCUUUGAGCAACAUUGCAGCAGGGCCCAGCAGCCAGAUACAGCAGCUCAUCACUUGCGGCCUCCUGCCUCCCCUGGUGGAGCUGCUGGAGAAGGUAACGUUUCGCAUUGUCCUGGGUUCCCUUGCUCAGGCUGGGGAACGCUGCCGGUAAUUGCUAAAUGUUGGUGGAAGGGUGUGUUAAGACAAGAGGCAAGACACAGCGAUAACAGCAAGAACCUUUAUUGAACUACAAAACUGGGAAAUGGGCAAAACAACUGCUUAUACAGUGGUACCUCCGCUUUGGGUUACAAACACUUCAGGUUACAAACUCCGCUAACCCAGAAGUAGUAGCCAGGGUUGUGAACUUUGCCGCAGGAUGAGAACGGAAAUCGUGCGCCGGCGGCACAACGACAGCGGGUGGCCCCAUUAGCAAAAGCACACCUCAAGUUAAGAACUGUUUUGGGUUAAGAACGGACCCCCAGAAUGAAUUGCCGUAUCCAUAAGACGGACCUGACCAUAAGACGCACCUAGUUUUUAGAGGAGGAAAGGGGGAAAGCCCCUUUUUUUGAGGAUCAGCUCAAAGUUGUGCAGCUUCUUUUGCAAAGGGGAAAAGCCCCUUUUUUGAGGAUCAGCUCAAAGUUGUUGAGCUUACUUUGCAAAGGGAAAAAAUCCUGUUUUUAAGGGGUUCAACUCACAGUUCUGCAGCUUCUUUAGGAAAGGAAAGGGAGCCGUUUCUACAGUUUCCAGACAGAUAAUCUAAUCAGCCAGUCACAUGUCGCUGGGGAAACAAACAGCCUCCGUCUGCAGAACAUUCAACAAUGGAGGCCUGGGAAAGGGGCCGGGGCCGGAAAGGGAGCCAGCGAUUGACCACACAUUCGCUCCAUAAGACGCACAGACAUUUCCCCUUACUUUUUAGGAGGAAAAAGUGUGUCUUAUGGAGCAAAAAAUACGGUAAGUUCGUAACCCCAGGUACCACUGUAUACAUUCCUGAAAGCCUGGGACACUCCCACUCCCCCCGUGAUUGGCUGUCUAAACUUCCAAGCUGCGAAUCACAACUCAGAGUUCAAGGGCCAAUGGCAGAGGCCCCAGUCUUGAAAUGUUCUGUGAUUGGACAUCAUGUAUCGAAUCGGAACACAGGAGCUCAGAAUCCUUAGUCCAGACUCAAGCUCAGGCAAGCACAGACCACUGAAUACAUAACACCGAGUACACACAGAAAAGGGUUGCCCUUCCUGAGAAUCUGCAUUCCCCUCCACCUUAAAUGAAAGAAGAAUGUCCUUAUGGUAUCAUAUCUGUUUAGGGGAAUGUGAAAAUCUCUGGAACUGGAGGGUACUUCUGCAUGACUCUUACCCCUGCCCAUGACGUGACUGCCAAACCCAUGCAAGUUCUUAAAUAUUACACAGGUGACAUCUAUUGCACUGUUUUCGAUGGCAGCUCUGCUAAAAGCUUUUCUGAUUAGGCAAGGCUAUCCAGGCAUGUUGUUUAAUUAUGUACAGAUCUUGCUUUUAAAAAGCAACAGUCGACUCUAUGUAUUUUGAUACUUUAACAAGCAAAUGUAAUAAAUUAUGUUGACUUUAUUUGAAUUUUUAUGAAUAUUAUACAUUUUAUGAAAACUGCUUAGUGCAAAAGUGGGGAACUUUUGGCCUUCCAGGUGUUGCUGAACUACAAAUCGAAAAAAAGCCUAGCCCAGUGACCAGGGAUGAUGGGAAUUGUAGUCCAACAAACAGCUGGAGACCCAAGUUUGGGAAACACUGAUCUAGAGGGCCAAAGGUUUCCAAAUCUGAUUAGGCAGUAUAGAAGUCUUGCUAAACGAAAAUAAAUGCAUGUUUUGUAUAAAUGCCUUAUUUAUAGUAAGUGGUUUCUGCUUUCGUUGGGGUGGGAUAGGUGAGAGUCCUGCUAUCAGCUGCUGCAUGCUGAGUGCUGUUCACUGUUAAAUUACAGUGUUACCCCGGAUUAAGAACUUAAUUCGUUCCGGAGGUCCGUUCUUAACCUGAAACUGUUCUUAACCUGAAGCACCACUUUAGCUAAUGGGGCCUCCCGCUGCCGCCGCGCUGCCGCCGCCACACGAUUUCUGUUCUCAUCCUGAAGCAAAGUUCUUAACCCAAGGUACUAUUUCUGGGUUAGCGGGGUCUGUAACCUGAAGUGCCUGUAACCUGAAGCAUCUGUAACCUGAGGUACCACUGUACUAGAACAGGCUGAUCUGCAGCCGUCUUGUAUUCACUUGCCUGCCCAUCCUUCCCCACCUUCAACAGGGAGACAUCAGGGCCCAAAGAGAGGCUGUGUGGGCGGUUGCCAACUUCACCACUGGAGGGACGGAGCAGCAGGUGGAGGAAAUGGUCCAGGCGGGGGUCCUUAAACCUCUGCUGAACUUGCUGGCUAUCAAAGAUGCCAAAAUUAUCCUCGUCGUCUUGGACAGCAUCUCUAGUUUCUUCCUGGUAAGUGUGUGUGUUUUAUCGCUGCUUCUUUGGUAAGCUUCCUGGGAGAACUGAUAUUGGCGGGGCGGGGGGGUGGAGAGACAGGCAGAUGUCUGGAGCAGGUCAGCAAUAACUCACCAGGUGUCCGUGAAGUUAACUCUUUAUUCAAAGAAACCAAACAGCUCAGGCCUAGUGAGCACAGCAACUCUUCCCAGUAGUACAUCUUGCCCCAGUGAAGCAGGUCAGAAGGUCUCCACGUUCCCACACCUCUCUAAAUCUACUUCUCUGGUUUUCCCUCAAGCAAUCUGUUGCUUCUUCAUCUUGCCUGUCUUUGCUCGGCUGUCGUCUUACCUCUUCAGGUUCUUGGAGACCGGGGGCCGGGGAGCGGAGCUUGUUGUAGCAGGAGGGAAAGUCACCCACGACUCUUCCCCAACCUGACUCAUCUCUUUCUCCCGGCCUCCUUCCUCUCCUGCUUCUGCCUCUGAUUCUGGACUGCUCUCUGCCACAGAGUCUCCCUGCUCACAAAGCCCUGUUACUUCUUCAGCUUCCGACACCUCCUCUUCCCAGGCUUCUCCCUCUGACCGCUCCUCAUUGUCCCACCACCUCUCCUCUGGCUCUGAGCCUUCUUCCCUUGAAGGUUCACCAGUUGGUUCCUCCCACCCUUCCUCCGCAUCCAACCAGUCCAGAACAACUGAGCAGCGUUCUAACCUGGAAUCGAUGCUGUUGCAGGAAGUACACAGUUUUUCCUCUUUGGCACAGGGUUGCAGGCAGCUCAGUAGUAGAGAAUCUGCCUUGCAUCCAAGUUCAUCCCCUCGCAUCUCCUGGCAGGGCUUUCCACCUGGAAAAAUAGGGGGUCUGCUGCCAAUCAGUGUAGACAAUACUGAACUAGAUGGACCCUGCAUUGUAUCCCAAUAUUAGGCUGCUGAGAAGCUGGGUGCAACGCAGAAGCUGUGCCUUUUGGUGGAAGAGCUUGGGGGCCUGGAGAAGAUCGAAGCCCUCCAGACUCACGAGAACACUUUUGUCUACCGAGCUGCCCUGGGCCUCAUUGAGAAAUAUUUUCCUGACAACGUAAGUAGCUGCUGGCAUUGGUCUCCCUGCACAUUUUGGAAGGUCCAGCAUCUGAGCAGAGAGAGUUGAGGGCACUGCAGCUGGGUAAUUCCUGCCUUCGCCCUAAAGAUUUUAUUUACUUAAUGGAAACAUAGCAAAGCCCAAAAAUAACCUUACACAAAAGGAAGGGGAGAAAUUAGUGAAAACUAGAAAUAUCAGAAGGGACGCGGGUGGCGCUGUGGGUUAAACCACAGAACCUAGGACUUGCUGAUCAGAAGGUUGGCGGUUCAAAUUCCCGCAAUGGGGUGAGCUCCCGUUGCUCGGUCCCUGCUCCUGCCAACCUAGCAGUUUGAAAGCACCUCAAAGUGCAAGUAGAUAAAUAGGUACCACUCCGGCGUUUCCGUGUGCUGCUCUGGUUCGCCAGAAGCGGCUUAGUCAUGCUGGCCGCAUGACCCGGAAGCUGUACGCUGGCUCCCUCGGCCAAUAAAGUGAGAUGAGUGCCGCAACCCCAGAGUCGGCCACGACUGGACCUAAUGGUCAGGGGCCCCUUUACAUUUACCUAGAGAUAUCAGAAUUCCGUAAUCGUAUUCCCUUCUAUCCUAGGCAUGUCAUAAUGGAGUGAAUCGGGAACAGUUGGGCAAUGGGCAUUUUUAUGCUGCUUUUCCCCAAUAAAAUGCAACAACAACAACAAUAAUAAUAAAUUUUUAUUUGUACCCCACCCUCCCUGGCCAGAGCUGGGCUCAGGGCAGCUAACAUAAUAUAGCCUUGUCUUUACAUGCCAAUCUAGCUGGGGUAGUACAAGAGGUUGCCAGUGCAGAGAAAAAAGUGAGCCUUGCUUUUCAUAAUGCAACCGUGACAUUUUCUCUCCCUCCUCUUGUUAGAGUCUGUCACCAAGAACUUAGCACGAAACGGGCUUGCAGUUCCACAGCAGAACUUGGUCACAGAACUUCUUUUCGUUCCAAACGCAAACAUGCACACAUUUUCCCAUAGGUAAAGGUAAAGGGACCCCUGACCGUUAGGUCCAGUCGUGGCUGACUCUGGGGUUGCGGCGCUCAUCUCACUUUACUGGCUGAGGGAGCCGGCGUACAGCUUCUGGGUCAUGUGGCCAGCAUGACUAAGCUGCUUCUGGCGAACCAGAGCAGCGCACGGAAACGUCGUUUACCUUCCCGCCGGAGCGGUAGCUAUUUAUCUACUUGCACUUUGAUGUGCUUUCGAACUGCUAGGUUGGCAGGAGCAGGGACCGAGCAACGGGAGCUCACCCCUUCACAGGGAUUCGAACUGCCGACUUUCUGAUCGGCAAGUCCUAGGCUCUGUGGUUUAGCCCACAGCGCCACCCGCGUCCCCACACAUUUUCCCAUAGGCUCUAUUAAAAAGUUCCCCAGUUAACAGGACAGCAGGAUUUAAAGGAGCCCCCUUGAAGCUGACGUAUCUAAGUUUGAAUAAUAGUUCCCACCCAUGAGAGAAGGCGUUGGCCUCCUCACCGCCCUGCCCUGACGAAAUACAGAUAUCGCAAACCAAAGUCCACCUCUUGCUUCGAAACAAUUGUUUAAAUGUGUACACUCGAGACAGCCAGCCAGUGACAAGCGGCACAAUUCAUUGGCUAAGAUUUCUUCAGUUGGGUGACGUCAGGGAAAGGGAGUGCAGGACAACAGGAGAGCAUCUGCUUGGCCUGUAGAAGGUUUUUCUGGGUUCAGUUCCAAAUGGCAUCUCCAGGUAGGACUAGGAAAGAUUCCUUGCCUGCAGUCUUGGAUAAAUGCUGCCAGCCAGUGUUGACAGAACUAAAGUACCGUAUUUUUCGCUCUAUAGGACGCACUUUUCCCCCUCCAAAAAUUAAGGGGAAAUGUGUGUGCGUCCUAUGGAGCGAAUGCAGGCUCCUUGGCUUCAGCGAUAGCAGUGCGAAGCCUCCAAAGCGCAAAGGGAGCGCUCCCUCUGCCCUCCGGCGGCUUCGCGUUGCUUUCGCUGAAGCCUGGAGAGCGAGAGGGGUUGGUGCACACUGACCCCUCUCACUCUCCAGGCUUCAGGGAUAGCCGCCUGAAGCCUUUGGAGCGCAGCGGGAACUCGUGCUGCGCUCCGAAGGCUUCGGGUUCCUUUUGCUGAAGCCGGGAGAGCAAGACUCUCCCGGCUUCAGCAGAGAGGGAGAGCUACUCAGUGCCCCUUCAGCGAAGCGGGAGGAGAAAUGGAAGGGGCUCCGUUUCUCCUGCUGCUUCGCUGAAGGGGCGCUGAGCAGAGAAGGGGAGAAUUUUUUUUUCUUGUUCUCCCCCUCUAAAACAAGAUGCAUCCUAUGGUCAGGUGCGUCCUAUAGAGCGAAAAAUACGGUAGGUGGAUCAGAGUUUUGACUAUCUGAGGCAGCGUAAGACAGCAUUCCUGCAAACUACAGAAUAGUUCUCUCUUCUCCCAGAUUCCUGGGCAGUGUAUUUCUGUGAAGACUGCUAGAGAGUUAUUGGGUAGCAUAACAAACUGGGAUUUUUGGAAUGGGGGACUUGGCAGUUGCAGAAUCUAUUGCAGGUUUGAGGAGGCCAUGCAGUUCAAUGAUUGUCCCCUCUUCUCUUUCUCCUCCACCUUGACCUCUUCAUAAUCAGCAAGCUGAAAACUCGGUUUCAGAAACAGGAGAAGGAACAGCCCCUUCACCUUUCUUGACUGACAUGCAAGACUGCUUUAAAUUCUGACUGGGAGACCCAGCCCACAACACACUUUCUUGACUUGGUGAAAGGCACCACGUUUGACUCGGCUAUUUAAAAGCACCACCAGGGGAACGGGGUUCAUUUGUAAUGAAUAAAUACUGCUUUUGUAAUGA
Messenger RNA from Podarcis lilfordi (Lilford's wall lizard), 16029 nucleotides. NCBI's taxonomy places the organism in Eukaryota, Metazoa, Chordata, Lepidosauria, Squamata, Lacertidae. The record is from the annotation of a GenBank genome assembly.